Molecule: messenger RNA, 981 nt
Organism: Oryctolagus cuniculus (rabbit)
Lineage: Eukaryota; Metazoa; Chordata; Mammalia; Lagomorpha; Leporidae
Source: RefSeq, a predicted model, not a curated record
UUCAGAGUCCAGAAAGAGGCUGUCUGGAUGGUGGCCAACUUCACAAUGGGGGCCACCGUGAACCAGUUGUUCCAGCUCCUCCACUCGGGGGUCCUGGAGCCCCUGAUGAGGCUCCUCACUGCCCCAGAUGUUAAAAUUGUCCUCAUCAUCCUCGAUGUCAUCUCCUACUUCCUCCAGGAGGCAGAGAAGCUGUACGAGAAGGACAACCUGUGUCUCCUGAUAGAAGAACUCGGCGGGAUAGACCAAAUCGAGGCCUUGCAGCUGCACGAGAACCGGCAGAUCGCCCAAACCGCUCUGAGCAUCAUCGAGAAGCACUUCACGGAGGCAUCACGUGAGAGCAGGUGUGGAAGUUUCCACUUGUGGCACUGUGUUAGCUGUGCCCAGGGCAUUGACUUGGGAUGCCUGCACCCCGUAUUGGAACGCCAGUUCGAGCCCCAGCACUCCACUUCUGAUAGAGCUCCCUCCUAAUGUGCCAAGGAAGCAACAGAUGAUGACUCAAGGGCUUCAAUUCCUGCCACCCAUGUGGGAGACUCGUAGGAAGCUCCUGGCUCCUGGCUUUGGCUUGGCCCAGCCUGGGCUGUUGCAGGUAUUUGGGGAGUGACUCAGUAGACAGAAGACUAAUUUCUGGCCGGCGCCGCGGCUCACUAGGCUAAUCCUCCGCCUAGCGGCGCCGGCACACCGGGUUCUAGUCCUGGUCGGGGCGCCGGAUUCUGUCCCGGUUGCCCCUCUUCCAGGCCAGCCCUCUGCUGUGGCCAGGGAGUGCAGUGGAGGAUGGCCCAGGUGCUUGGGCCCUGCACCCCAUGGGAGACCAGGAAAAGCACCUGGCUCCUGGCUCCUGCCAUCGGAUCAGCGCGGUGCGCCGGCCGCAGCGCGCCGACCGCGGCGGCCAUUGGAGGGUGAACCAACGGCAAAGGAAGACCUUUCUCUCUGUCUCUCUCUCUCACUGUCCACUCUGCCUGUCAAAAAAAAAAAAAAAAAAAA